Messenger RNA from Erinaceus europaeus (western European hedgehog), 752 nucleotides. Its product is annotated as vacuolar protein sorting-associated protein 45-like. Lineage: Eukaryota; Metazoa; Chordata; Mammalia; Eulipotyphla; Erinaceidae. Bases 430 to 714 code for a protein of 94 amino acids. The record is from RefSeq and is a predicted model, not a curated record. Gene Ontology annotation, cellular component: Golgi membrane. Gene Ontology annotation, biological process: vesicle-mediated transport; intracellular protein transport. The transcript is spliced from 2 exons.
GGGAACCUCUUGCUACUCACUUCCUUCAGCCUUCCCUCCCCUAUCUGCCCACAGUGAGUGGAUCCUCUCAAUCACAGCCACUCUCCACAAACCAGAAGGAGCGGCUGCGGGGCACCACCCAGCUUCCCUCUCCAGGGCUGGGAAGAGGCAGCGGAGUCUGGCUUCAAACACCUACAACUGUCGUCAGGAGAACCUGGUCCACACUUCGCAGUGCAGAGUGCCUAGCGAGGUUUGUUCAUCCCACCGAGAGGCCUGGGCUCCCGAAUCCAGCAACAGAACUACAACUCCCAGAAGACCCGUUGCCUGGUCUGCCGGAAACCCAAGUCUGGCGGAGAGGAAGCAGCGAGACCCGGCCAACAAGCCAGAGCUCAGUUUAGCCAGAAAAAGGGGGCGGGAAGGGCUGUGGGGUUAACCUGUCAAUUCUCCACGAUGAACGUGGUUUUUGCUGUAAAGCAGUACAUUUCCAAGAUGAUAGAGGACAGCGGGCCGGGCAUGAAAGUUCUUCUCAUGGAUAAAGAGACGACUGGUAUAGUGAGUAUGGUGUAUACACAAUCAGAGAUUCUUCAGAAGGAAGUCUACCUUUUUGAACGCAUUGAUUCUCAAAAUAGAGAAAUCAUGAAACACUUGAAAGCAAUUUGUUUUCUUCGUCCUACGAAGGUAAUACACAGAUUUAGCUGCCACCUGGUCAGGCAGUUACAGAACACUAUGAUCUGAAAACAUUAAGAAGGCAAAUAAAUUUUGUAUUUUCAUCA